AUGGAUCCGUACAGCGAGCAAAAGGUGCUGCUGCACACCGGCUCGUUCACCGGCUACCGACCACAGCAAGAGCUGGGCAGCAACUAUCUCGCCGCCAACGCCUCUUGUAACAACUUCUGCGGCAACGAAGAGGGAUGGGGUCCCCUGAGUCCGUUUCGAUACGACUUCACGCCGUGCUUCGUCGAUGUCUGGAUCGCUGCCGUCUCCGUAUAUGGUAUUCUCUUUGGCGCCAUCGCCAUCUGGUGGCUUAAGAAGAAGAAGCAGGAAUUGUCGACAUCUAAGAAUGCCCAUUUCUGGAUUAAACAGACCCUACUCGGUGCCAUCAUCGCCGACGUCAUCGUUCAAUUCGCUUUCCAAAUCGUUAGCUAUGGAAGCAUCUGGUAUCGCGACUUCCGAGCCUGGACCACCGUUGCCCUCGUCUUGUCCUUAUUCGUCAUCUUUACAAUCCAAUGGCUAGAACAUUCACGCCUGAGAAAUGCAAACGGAGUUGUGCUAUUCUACUGGCUGCUGCUUAUCAUCUCAUUCGCGGUGAAGCAACGCUCAUUGGUUUCGCAGCAGCUUUAUACCAAGAGCCUCCCAUAUUUCAUCACCUACACUAUUGGAGUCGGUCUCAGCGUGGUGGAGUUUUUAGUCGAGUGGCUGUGGCCUCGUUCGCUGGACAAUGGAUAUGAAGCCAUCCUGGAGGAAGAGGAGUGCCCCCAAGACUACGCCACCGUUUUCUCCAAGCUCACCUUCUCCUGGAUGACACCACUGAUGAGACGCGGCUACAAGAUCUUCUUGACCGAAAACGAUCUCUGGGGUCUCGCUCGAGCUGAUCAGACCAAAAACACGGGUGUGGCUCUCGAAGAGGCGUGGAAACACGAGCUUAAGCGCCGACCCAACUCACCAUCACUUUGGCUGGCCUUAUUCCGAGCCUAUGGUGGCCCCUAUGUCACUGCCGCUUUCUUCAAGGCUGGAAACGACGUUGCACAGUACAUCCAACCGCAGCUCCUCCGUCUUCUCAUUGCGUUCGUCGCAUCUUACAACAUUGGAGAGACUCCCCAGCCCAUCAUUCAAGGCGCCUCUAUUGCGCUUGCCAUGUUUGCGUGUGCCGUCUUCCAAACCACAAUGGUUCACCAGUAUUUCCAACUGGCUUUCGAAACUGGUAUGCGUAUCAAGGGUGGUCUGGCCUCGACAAUCUAUCGAAAGUCACUGCGACUGUCUAACGAGGGACGAUCAACCAAGUCCACUGGUGAUAUCGUCAACUACAUGGCAGUCGAUGCCCAACGUCUCCAAGAUCUUACCCAGUUCGCCCAGCAAGCCUGGUCGGCGCCAUUCCAAAUCACCAUCUGCAUGGUUUCCUUGUAUAACCUCGUCGGAUGGUCUAUGAUGGCAGGUAUCGUCGUCAUGAUUAUCAUGAUGCCCGUGCAAGGCUUUGUCGCUCGAAUGAUGAGAAACCUGCAGAAGGAUCAGAUGAAGAACAAGGAUGCCAGAAGUCGAUUGAUCAACGAAAUCAUCAACAACAUGAAGAGCAUUAAGCUCUAUGCCUGGGGUUCUGCCUUCAUGGCCAAGUUGAACUUUGUCCGCAACGAGCAAGAGUUGAAGAACCUUCGCAGGAUUGGCGCGACCCAGGCCGUGGCCAACUUCACCUGGAACACUGCGCCCUUCUUCGUCUCAUGCUCUACCUUUACCGUUUUCGUUCUCACCCAGGAUCGCCCUCUGACUACGGAUAUUGUCUUCCCUGCUCUCGCCCUGUUCAAUCUCUUGACCUUCCCUCUGGCUGUGCUUCCCAUGGUCAUCACCUCUAUCGUGGAGGCUUCCGUUGCUGUUGGCCGUCUGACCGCCUUCCUCACCGCUGAGGAGCUACAGACCGAUGCCGUUACUGUUGGAGAAUCCCCUCAGGAGAUGGGUGAGGAAACCGUUCUCAUUCGAGACGGUACCUUCUCUUGGAACCGUCACGAAGAUAAGAACGCGCUGACAGACAUCAAUUUUACUGCCUACAAGGGAGAACUGUCCUGCGUUGUCGGCCGAGUUGGAGCUGGCAAGUCCUCGUUCUUGCAAAGUAUUCUUGGUGGCUUAUACAAGGUAAAGGGCUCCGCGGAAGUCAGGGGAACUAUUGCAUACGGCUCUCAACAAUGCUGGAUUCUUAAUGCCACAGUCAAGGAAAACAUCGUCUUUGGAUAUAAAUGGGAUCCCGAGUUCUAUGAAAAGACUGUAAAGGCUUGUGCUCUGGUUGACGAUUUCGCACAACUCCCUGAUGGUGAUGAAACUGUCGUGGGUGAGCGAGGUAUCUCUCUUAGUGGUGGCCAAAAAGCUCGUGUUUCGUUGGCUCGCGCUGUCUACGCUAGAGCUGACAUCUACCUUCUCGACGAUGUACUAUCGGCUGUGGAUUCCCAUGUCGGCCGACACAUUAUUGAAAAUGUCCUUGGGCCCCGUGGUUUGCUCUCUACUAAGACUCGUAUCCUAGCCACGAACGCUAUUUCUGUCUUGAAACAAGCCAGCUACAUCACCCUUCUCAAGGAUGGAGAAAUUGUCGAGAGAGGAACCUACGAGCAGCUCAUUGCCAGAAAGGGACUUGUUGCCGAUCUCCUGAGAACUGCAGGCCAUGAUUCUACCAGCCCCUCUAGCGGUAGUUCCAGCGGCGAAUCUAGCGAAACAUCUACUGUCAUCGAACCUCUCAGCACUCAAGACAAGGAAGAACUGGAAGAAGCGCAAGAGCAGGUUCCUGAAAUGGCGCCCAUUAAGACUGGAUCUGCCAUGACGGAUAAGCCAAGAUCAAGCAGUAUGGCGACUUUGCGACGUGCCAGCACAGCGAGCUUCAAGGGACCCCGCGGAAGGCUUACGGAUGAAGAAGUCGCGGGAAGCUCCAAAACAAAGCAAGCUAAAGAGCACAUUGAGCAAGGCAAGGUCAAGUGGUCAGUCUACGGCGAGUAUGCCAAGGAAAACAACCUCUACGCUGUAGCCAUUUACAUAAUUGCACUCCUCGCCGCGCAGACGGCCAAUAUUGGUGGUUCCGUCUGGCUGAAGGAGUGGGCUGAGAAGAACCAGUAUCUCGGCUCCAACGACCACAUCGGAAAGUACAUUGGUAUUUAUUUUGCCUUUGGUAUUGGCUCUUCCCUCUUGACGGUUCUCCAAACGCUUAUCCUAUGGAUCUUCUGCUCCAUUGAAGCCUCUCGCAAGCUCCACGAGCGCAUGGCCAACGCUAUUUUCAGGUCUCCUAUGUCUUUCUUCGAUACCACCCCGGCUGGUCGAAUCUUGAACCGAUUCUCCAGUGAUAUUUACCGUGUCGACGAAGUCUUGGCUCGAACAUUCAAUAUGCUUUUCGUCAACGUCGCCAAGUCUGGCUUCACUCUCAUCAUUAUCUCCGUAUCUACGCCUGCUUUUGUCGCUCUCAUCGUCCCCAUUGCUCUGGCAUACUACUGGAUUCAACGCUACUACCUCCGAACUUCACGUGAGCUCAAGCGUCUGGACAGUGUUAGCCGUAGUCCCAUCUACGCUCACUUCCAAGAGUCGCUUGGAGGUGUCACCACAAUUCGCGCCUACCGUCAAAUCGAGAGAUUCCAGCUCGAAAACGAGUGGAGAGUUGAUGCCAAUCUUCGUGCCUAUUUCCCAUCCAUCAGUGCCAACCGUUGGCUGGCUGUUAGACUUGAGUUCAUCGGAGCCGUAGUCAUUCUUGCUGCCGCUGGCUUUGCCAUCGUCUCUGUUGCAAGCCACAGUGGUCUGAGUGCUGGUCUCGUUGGUCUGGCCAUGUCUUAUGCCCUGCAGAUUACAACAUCUCUCAACUGGAUCGUCCGUCAGACAGUUGAGGUCGAGACUAACAUUGUAUCUGUCGAGCGAGUACUUGAAUAUGCCCGACUGCCUAGUGAAGCCCCUGAGAUUAUUCCCAGCAAGCGCCCCUCUGUUUCUUGGCCUGCCAAGGGUGAGGUCGACUUCAAGAACUACAGCACUCGUUAUCGUGAGGGAUUGGACUUGGUUCUGAAGAACAUCAAUCUUGACAUCAAGACUCAUGAGAAGAUUGGAGUUGUUGGCCGAACUGGUGCCGGCAAGUCUUCACUGACACUGGCUCUGUUCCGACUCAUUGAGCCAGUCACUGGUCAAAUCGACAUUGACAACCUCAACACAUCGUCUAUUGGCUUAUUGGAUCUCCGACGCCGCCUUGCUAUUAUCCCGCAGGAUGCAGCUCUCUUUGAGGGCACUGUCCGUGACAACCUAGACCCAGGCCACGUACACGAUGACAGCGAACUUUGGAGCGUACUAGACCAUGCUCGUCUGAAGGACCAUGUAGCCAGCAUGGAUGGUGGCCUUGAAGCUAAGAUUAACGAAGGCGGGCGAACGGAAGCUGACUGGAUGACUACUAAUUUAGGCUCCAAUCUUUCUCAGGGGCAACGGCAGCUCGUGUCAUUAGCCCGUGCCAUGCUCACCCCGUCCAACAUUCUGGUUCUGGAUGAAGCUACUGCCGCUGUCGAUGUAGAGACGGAUGCCAUGCUUCAGGCCACACUGCGAUCUCCACUGUUUGCGAACCGAACCAUCAUUACGGUUGCACACAGACUCAACACCAUUCUGGACAGCGACCGCGUUGUUGUGCUAGAUAAGGGUGAGGUAGCAGAGUUUGAUACACCGAGUGAGCUGUACAAGAAGCAGGGUAUCUUUUACAACCUCAUGAGACAGGCGGGUCUUGAGAUUGAUUCUUGA
Molecule: messenger RNA, 4671 nt
Organism: Trichoderma asperellum CBS 433.97
Lineage: Eukaryota; Fungi; Ascomycota; Sordariomycetes; Hypocreales; Hypocreaceae
Source: RefSeq, a predicted model, not a curated record